This is a messenger RNA of Tigriopus californicus, 2044 nucleotides long. RefSeq names its product E3 ubiquitin-protein ligase RAD18-like. Gene Ontology annotation, molecular function: single-stranded DNA binding; ubiquitin protein ligase activity. The record is from RefSeq and is a predicted model, not a curated record. Gene Ontology annotation, biological process: DNA damage tolerance; protein monoubiquitination. Bases 206 to 1975 code for a protein of 589 amino acids. Gene Ontology annotation, cellular component: nucleus; Rad6-Rad18 complex. Lineage: Eukaryota; Metazoa; Arthropoda; Copepoda; Harpacticoida; Harpacticidae. The transcript has 2 exons.
UGAUCGCUUCCAAAUCCACGAACUCAACUUUUUGAGGGUAGCGGAUUUUUCAUUUGACCUACCUCUAACUCAUUGGCCUUCCAAUUUCCCCACCAAAACAUGACCAAUCACAAAAGUCAGACCUUCUCUCAAUCAUGACGGACAGACAUCGAUCCAUCGGCCUUGGACGGAGUCUGACCCGCCUCUGAGGCCAGCCUUGACCCCCAUGACCGCCUUGGCGGGAUGUCCCGAGGCCUGGACCGCCCAUGGUCCGGAUUGGGCGCAAUUGGCCGAGCGAUUGCGGUGUCGGAUCUGCUACGACCUCUACCAGGCCCCCGUCAUCACGGGCUGUGGCCACCAUUUUUGUGCCCAGUGUAUCCGUAAUUACCUCAACUAUAAACCGCAAUGCCCGUUAUGUUACCAGGACACUUUCGAGGCGGAUUUGCGGCCCAAUCGGGAUUUCCAGGCCAUUCUCGAGCUUCUCUUGGAGCGUAUCCUACCGCAAAUGGCCGCCCAGACCCGAAUCUCUGCCCCUUCGGCCCCACUCCCACCGGGACCGGCCCCGCCAGGCUCGGCUCCCACCUCGGCCCAGACCGCUCCCGCUGCGUCGGACGAGCGAGGGGCGUGUCCGGUGUGUGGGGUGGCCAUUCCCCGGCGAAAUUUAAAUCGCCAUGUGGAUGGAUGUCUGGCUUCGGUCCCAAGGGUGACGGCCAUUGGGCUGGAGGAGAGGUCCGAGCCCGUAUCGCCUGCCCCGGUCUUGAAGCCCGUUCAGAAGGUGGUGUAUCAUCUGUUGAAAGACGCGGAGCUGCGCAAACGUCUCAAAGAGCAUGGAUUGGACACCAAAGGCACUCGGGUAGCCCUGAUCAGUCGUCAUCAACGAUUUAGUGUCUUGUGGAACACCAACUGCCAAUCCACUAAGCCUGUUUCGAAGCUCCAAAUCGUGAUGCAAGUUGAUCGGGAAGAGAAGUUGCUCAAACAGGCACGAUCUGGGACGAUUCGCCCGCCUCAAUUGAACUACAGCCGAAAUACCGAUCAAAAGGAGAUCGAGUCCAAGUCUAAGGAUUACUUACAAGCCCAUCGGGGCCAAUUCUCGGAUUUAAUAGCUCAAGCCCGACAGAAUCAAAGGCGGACGCGGGUCCAAAAUCCCGCUGCCCCAACUGCCCCCAAUCCUGAGCCCGUCAUUCACGAAAAUACGGAUACUUCCGACUCUAACGAGGUAUGCAUACUCGCGGAAACGCCCACAAAAUCGUUGAACUCGUCUCGCAACUCCAGCAUGAUCGAUUCUUUGGAUCAAGGGAUCUUGGAAAAACCAUCCCGGGCAUCGAGAAAGGAAUCCAUUUUCUUUCAACCCACGGGAUCUAAGGCUCGCGGGAACCUGUCCCACAACUCCAGUCUCGUGGAUUCCAUGGAUCAAGUAACCUUGGACAAACCUGCCCAUAAAGCUAGUAAAGAAUCCGGACGAGCUCAGCCCACGGGAUCAGUGGGUUCAACUAUAUACGUGACACCCAAGCGAAAAAAUGCCCGUGACCUAAUGCAAGAUCUGUCGCCCAAACGGUUGAAACAGAAAAACAUCGAGUCUAGUCUCAAAAAGGGAACUCCCAAAUCCGGCUCGAACAAAUCCAAAUGUCCUGUGUGCGAACAAGAUGUACCUAAUGUUCAUAUGAAUGCUCAUUUAGACCGUUGUUUGAGAACAACGGCCUUCACGCCUUCCGAGGACGAAUUCAUGGACUCCAUGAUCGAAGAUAGUGAUAGCGAGAAAUCGAAUCUCGAUUUAAGGAAUCUCGCCAUGCGGACUCAGAAUUCUCGACGAGCCAAGUCGAGAGCCAUUUUAAAUGUGACCCAAGUGCCUUCUAGUGAUGAAGAGGAUGCCAAUGAUUUCGUUGCGGAUGAAAAGGAAAAUGCGACAGUUCGAAGCCAACCCUUUGUAGGCAAGGGCAAGGGCAUUGGCAAAAGAUCGACCCGAGUUCGAGGGUCACGUACCCAAAAAGCUGUAUGACCACAAAUUUCGUUUGAAUUGACAGUGACAUGGAUCAUAAAAAACAUGAAUAUAAUUUUCUGAGUAUAA